Messenger RNA from Rhagoletis pomonella (apple maggot), 372 nucleotides. Its product is annotated as ras-related protein Rab-8A-like. Bases 150 to 332 code for a protein of 60 amino acids. The transcript is spliced from 2 exons. The record is from RefSeq and is a predicted model, not a curated record. Lineage: Eukaryota; Metazoa; Arthropoda; Insecta; Diptera; Tephritidae.
AAAGCAUGAAGAGCUUUGUCGUAUCAUAUGUUUUUAAAUAUGUAACUAAGCAGAAUAUACUGCAGUGCCGGAAGAACUAAUGUAUUUCUUCUAUACAGGUUUCUCGGGAAAGAGGAGAGCAGUUGGCCGUAGAAUAUGGCAUAAAGUUUAUGGAAACUUCUGCAAAAGCCAGUAUCAAUGUGGAAGAAGCUUUUCUAACAUUGGCUAGCGAUAUAAAAUCAAAAAUGGAAAAACGAUUGGAAGCCAACAACCCACCAAAGGGAGGUCAUCAAUUAAAGUUUGCCGAAAAUCGAAAAACAGAGACUUGGUUAUCGAGAUGUAAUCUACUUUGACGCGUUCAAAUAAAUUUGCAUACCAUAGAAACAAACAUAA